CAUGUUCCGCGGCUCGAAGUCGAACUAUCAAGGAACUUCACGCCUUCGAGACAUUCGCGGACGUUGCGUGGACGAGCUUGCCUCCUGCUCCCAGGCCUCCCUCCUGCAUUCAACGGUGUGCCCAGAGGUAUCCGCCGACCGGACUUGUUUUCCUUCUUCAGCUAUGGCUGAGUACGGCUAUGCGCGAGAACCGUACGACCCCUACAUGGCGUCGCAGAACCACGGCGCCCAAUGGCCUGACAUGAACCAGUACGGAAACAUGGCUCCACAUUUCGACGACGGUGGAGGGUACGAGUAUAGCCAGUACGGUGGCUCGGGAAGCGGGCAUAGUGCGUAUGGGAGAGGCCGCAGAGAUAGCAGAGGAGAUCCUUUCUUUCCCGGAGGGCACCCACCAACUCCAUUCCCUCAUGCGACCGGGGGACAGCCACUCGACUUCUACGACAUGACCCCCGCUGGCAUGGAGGAUUUCCCGGUGAAUGCUGAUCCAUACACUGGGUACGACCAACAGAUGUACACUGGGCGCCCACCGUCGCGCCAUUCCGUGUAUCCAAUGGACUACGAGCAGCCGCCACUUCACGAACAUUAUCCUAUGGACAUCGCCGACGACACUAUCCCCCCAUUUGUUGAUCCUAUCGAUCCUCGCUCUCCUUAUCCCGGGACUAUGCAUCAAACGCCGGGAUUUGCCAAUGGAAUCCAUGGUGGACAGUUUCCCAAUUACGUGCCCACGCAUCGGUCGGGCAUGGUUUCUCCCGCCGUACCCAAUAUCCCGGCACACAGAAACUAUUAUUCCUCGCGCCGUCGAUCUCGCUCCCGCUCUAGGUCCCCUACUGACACCGACUAUACUCGUUCCUCCGAUUCGUACGAUACGCGCGAUCCGUAUUCCCACCAGUAUUAUCCCGCACAAGCUGCAGCUAUACCGGGUUACAUAUCGCAGACCGUGACGUACAGGACCGUACAUCCAAGUCUCCACUCACCGACUGUCAUCCAACCGUCUCGAACUCGGCCAAUCGUCGUCCCCAUCAACGGCGGCACAGGUGGAUAUGUCGUUAUUCCUGCUGUUGGACAAACUCUCCGGGUGGUGGACCCGACAGGCUAUAACAUGCAGCCAGGCGACCGCUCCCUCCUUAAUCGCUUCUUCUCCCCGUCCAAGUGGGGAGUCCAGACACGACGAGGGUCCAAGUGGUUUUA
Molecule: messenger RNA, 1188 nt
Organism: Cyclocybe aegerita
Lineage: Eukaryota; Fungi; Basidiomycota; Agaricomycetes; Agaricales; Hemipholiotaceae
Source: the annotation of a GenBank genome assembly